Leptopilina heterotoma is the source of this 6526-nucleotide messenger RNA. It is a transcript of the gene Zir, whose product is annotated as dedicator of cytokinesis protein 7. Gene Ontology annotation, biological process: positive regulation of GTPase activity; small GTPase-mediated signal transduction. The transcript is spliced from 16 exons. Lineage: Eukaryota; Metazoa; Arthropoda; Insecta; Hymenoptera; Figitidae. The record is from RefSeq and is a predicted model, not a curated record. Gene Ontology annotation, molecular function: guanyl-nucleotide exchange factor activity. Bases 178 to 6102 code for a protein of 1974 amino acids.
GCAUUUCAUAACCCUUUUUGUGUUCGCGGUGUUCGCCCAAACAAUGUCAGAUAAACUACAAAAUUAAUGUUAUUUGUAAAAUGUAAAAAAAGAAAAUAUAUUUCCUGAAAUGUAGCCCAGUGAAUAGUAAACCUUUUACUAAUACAAUACCAAGAUAUUCCUAAGUAACAAGGCAUUAUGUCGUCUGUUCAACGAUCUUUCGCACACAAAUUAAACAAACAACAUGCAGCUGAUGUUCGACGACACAUUGCCGGUUCAACAUCAUAUUCAAGGAAUUUGUCCAAAAGUGGAAGCAGUGUUUCUGGAUUUUCUUCGACGAUGUCUCUCUGUGAAGUAUUAGAACCUCUAGAUUAUGAAGAGUUUUUACUUCAACAUCAAGCUGUCUUAGACAGGGAUCCUUUGAAACCAAUAUUAGACUUUCCUACCAAUGAUGUUGAUGUAAGAGUAAUUAAGAGGAAAAUUCGAACUGAAGAACCAGUAAUUCCAUACGAAUCUCUGGACACGGUUUCACCGUAUGUAAGAAAGUGUAUCAAAACUUUUACAUCAGAUUGGAUCGUUGUACACAGAAAAUUUAAAGCAAGAGCUGCUUCCAUUGCACGUGACAAACUACUUCAGGAUAUACCAAAACAAGACUUUGAGGUGGAUCAGGAGGAAACACAUUGUUCCACUUCUCCUAACGAGGACGAUGAAUUUUCUAAUUGUGGUAGUACGCCACGUGGCUCGUGGGCUAGUUUAGAUCUCCGACAUUCUCAGCACGAUCCUCUAUUUCCAAAUAUACUGGAACGUAUUUGUCCUGAAAUAGUCGAUCAAUUGAAUGAGCAAAAACGAUUGGAAGAUCGUCAGGAAGCAUUUUUUCCGCUAUAUUCGCCGCCUGCUUCAUUAGAUGAUGAAUGGCAUGAAAUAAAUGUCCCUUUAGAACCAUCUGAAUCUUUUUCUCAUAAAAUUCUUGUCAAGUGUCUUCAAUUAAAAUUGGAACUUGAAGUUGAGCCGAUAUUUGCCAGUUUCGCUUUAUAUGAUGCCAAAGAGAAGAAAAAGGUUUCAGAGAAUUUUUACGUAGACAUGAAUUCAGAGGGAAUUAAGAAAAUGUUGGGAGGACAUGUAGCAUACAGUGAUACGAGUACAUUAGCCAGAAGUUGUGUAUUUAAUAUUCAUAAACCAAGUUCUGAUCUAUUUUUGGUUAUUAGAUUGGAAAAGGUGCUUCAGGGUGAUAUUACCGAGUGUGCGGAACCAUAUUUUCGAGAUGAUAAAAAUAAAGAAAAGGUACGAAUUGCAGCAUCUGCGGCUUGCGAGCGUCUUGGACGCUAUCGAAUGCCUCUGGCUUGGACUGCAAUCCAUCUUUCAGGAGUAGUAAGUGGCGGAACCGACAUGGAAAACACUACAAGUGUCGGAUCCCUAGACAGAAAAUCCGGAAGUUUAGAACAGUGGCGGAAGAAAGUGGAACCAUGCACUAGGCGAGGUUCUUUAGAAAGAAGAAACUCGGACAAGAGACGUAGUUGGUCUCCCGAUGAUUUUGCCAACUGCUUCGAAAGUUUUAGACCAAUUACACUCACAGUUUCGAGUUUUUUCAAACAAGAAGCCGAAAGACUCAGAGACGAAGAUCUGUACAAACUUCUAGUCGAGAUACGUCGACCGGGUUCGAAUCUAAAGCGACUCAAGUGUCUCCCAGGAAUUUUAAAAUUAGAUUUAAGUCCCAAACCAGAAGAUCUUCCUCGCUGUUUAGAUCCAGAUCUGAGAAGACUCUCACCAUAUCCUGACGAAAAGAGUCGACCUGUGAAAGAAAUUCUCGAAUUUAAAAAUGAUGUCAUCUUGCCAGAUCUAACAUAUCGUAAUCUUUUAUAUGUAUACCCAAAGGAGGCUAAUUUCAGCUCCAGAACAGGUUCCGCUCGCAAUAUCGCAGUUCGAAUACAAAUAAUGGAAGGUGAACUAGAGGAGAAUGCCUUGACGGCAAUUUUCGGUCGUUCCUCCUGUCCAGAAAUGACACACGAAUACAUUACUUCAGUGUCCUAUCAUAAUAAGAAUCCAAAUUUUUACGAUGAAGUAAAAAUACGACUUCCUGCCGAUUUGAAUACAAAUCAUCAUUUGCUAUUUACUUUCUAUCACAUUAGUUGUCAGAAGAAAUUGGAGCAGACGAGUGUUGAAACACCGGUUGCAUAUACAUGGUUACCUCUUCUAAGAGAGGGACAUUUACAAUUUGGUGAAUUUAAUCUCCCCGCAAUGUUGGAUCCUCCACCUGCUAAUUAUUCGUACAUUGCGCCUGAUGUCCUCUUACCGGGAACGAAAUGGAUAGACGCGCAUCGAGGAGUUUUCACAUUGAUUCUAGAACCGAUUUCUAGUGUUCAUGCACAGGAUAAGUAUAUCGAUCGUUUUCUUUCGUUGUGCAAUUCAUUGGAGACUGGUCACGUACCGCCGCGAAUUGGAGAAUCGGGAAUGGAAUCCGAAUUGAAAUCAGCAUUGCUGGGUUUGGCUCGAGCUUCAAAUUCAGCGCUGGUAAGAUCAAUGCCACAAUUAUUUGAUCAGUUGAUUUCAAUUCUCGUUUGUCCGCCAACUUUGCCUUCGCAACCGCUAAAUAUUGCGGGAACGGUUUAUGAGGCUAUUGGACUUCUAGUCAGGAAUGUGACGAAUCUGCCUGAUGGUCAAGUAGACGCUUAUGGUCGUCACGCGUUACUCACGACUUAUGUCACUUAUCAGUGUACUCUACCGUCGGUGCCACAAUUUUUACGUCCGCUUUUGAUGCGAGCGCAAAGUAAUCCGGAUUUACCGCUAGAGGAUCUUGAGAUGGAGAUUCAUUCACGUGGGCUGGACAGAACGGCUUCUAUGCGACAGGAAACGCAGUCGGUUAAUAGCAGCAAUCCAUCGCGAAGGCUCUUGCAUGAGGAAUUGUGUCUCCAUUGGAUUGUAUCCACGGGACAGUCACGGGAAUUGGCGACUUUACACUGUUGGUUCUUUCUGGAAUUAAUAGUACGAUCGAUGGCGACAACACUGUCAGAAUUGGGGACUUUGGACUCGACGAGAAAGACGAGAUUUUCAGCACACUUUUGCGAUGAUAUUGCAACACUCGUGGCGGCCAUUAUAUCCGAAGUGAUAGCACAUUGCGGAAAGGAUAAUAAAGUUUCGUCGAAUCUUAUUUCAAGUCUUGGGAAUUUCCUCUCGGACCUACUGUCUCUUAUGGAUCGGGGUUUCGUUUUGUCCCUGCUGAAAACAUCUUGCUCCACUCUCUCCGAAGCGGCGAUACAAGUUCAAGAUUCCGUCGCUCUUUACGCGUUGAAACUAGAUUUGGUGAAAACUGUCUGUACACACGAGCACUACGUUCCUUUGAAUUUACCAUUCGGAACGGGAUAUACGUCCGGAUCGGCACCUGUUAGUCCGAGUCCAUCCACCGGUAGUUCGGGCAGUUUCAUAUCGACCCUAGUUCCUGGUGAUCGAGCCCGUUUCUCCGAAUUGAGUCAAGAAUUUAGACAGCAACAUUUCCUUGUGGGAUUAGUUUUAUCCGACUUGUCGUACACGCUGGAAAUUCCAAAUCCAAUGCUGCAAAAUAAGGCGAUCAGUACGAUUCGAUAUUUAAUGAAUUUACAUGACGUUGAUCCGAGAUAUUCGGAUAGUGCUUCGAAAGCGAGAGUCGCGGCAUUGUAUCUACCACUGUUGAACAUUGUAAUAAGCGCUCUUCCACAAUUGUAUCAUUGGGAUUCGAAGGACAAGAGUGUUUAUACUGAUGAUCAGGGUUCAAUUACUCAGUGCGUGGCGAUUGCUAUUGCGGGUGGAGCGUCAGCGGAAGUUGUUGGAUCACAAUGUCGAGUUUUUCUUAGUUCUGAAGCAACGAGACAUCUAUUGAUGUGCACUCUUUGGCUUUUGAAGUCUCUCGAUAAGAGUGCAUUGAUGCAAUGGUGUUCGGAAUUAAGUGUGAGACGUCUCCUGAGUCUUUUGCAAGUAUUAAAUAUUUCUAAUGCGGCUUUCGAGUAUAAGGGGAAGAAGGCAUUGAAACGUCUGCCACAACAAUCUGCCGCUACAAGUGAUAUACGAUCGAGACUGGAGGACGUGAUUCUUGGACAAGGGAGUGCUAGAAGCGAAAUGAUGAUGAGAAGAAAGGAAAGAGUCGUUGGAGAUAAGUUGAGAUGGAGGAAGGAUCAAAUGCCUUACAGAUCUUCCGAACAACCUGAAGGAAAAGCUGUUGAACAAGAUGCUCACAUUGAAGGAGCUUUAGCAGCGGAAGCUUCUCUAGUUGUUCUAGAUACUCUGGAAACUGUCGUUCAAGCCGACGGAGGAGGAGGAGCUGUAAUAGGUGCAGUAUUGAAAGUUCUGCUUAGAGCAUUAGCUAGAAAUCAAAGUACAACAGUUCUUCAACACAUGUUUAGUUCGCAGAGAGCUUUAGUCUUUAAAUACCACAGUGCCUUGUUUGACGAGGAAAGCGAAAGAUGUGGAGAUUUGUGUCUUACUUUAUUAACACGCUGCAGUUCUCCUUUGAGUGCAAUUCGAAGUCAUGCAGCAGCUAGUCUUUAUUUAUUAAUGAGGCAAAAUUUUGAAAUUGGAAACAAUUUUGCAAGAGUAAAAAUGCAAGUGACAACAUCAUUGUCUGCAUUGGUGGGUCGUGGUAGAUCACUAAGCGAAGGAGCCUUACGUCGAGCUCUGAAAACAGUUUUAGUUUAUGCAGAGCGAGAUGUUGAAUUAGCGGAAACAAGCUUUCCUGAACAGGUGAAGGAUUUGCUUUUUAAUCUUCACAUGAUUCUUUCGGAUACUGUUAAAAUGAAAGAAUUCCAAGAGGAUCCGGAAAUGUUGCUAGAUCUAAUGUACAGAAUUGCCAAAGGUUACCAAGGUUCGCCAGAUCUUCGCGUAACGUGGUUAGCGAAUAUGGCUCAGCAGCACAUGGAGCGUAAAAAUCACACCGAGGCUGCCAUGUGUCUUGUGCACAGUGCAGCACUUGUUGCCGAGUAUCUGCAUCUUCUAGAACCUGGAAGCAGUGGACGUCCAAUAGGCGCAGUGGCACUCAGUUCGAUAACGCCUAACGCAAUUGAAGAAAGUGCUGUUGGUGAUGAUAUUCUUGCAAGAAGAGAGGAAGGACUUUGCUUAGGUCCCGAUUUCUCAGAAAGUGGAUUAGCCGGUUUACUUGAGCACGCAGCAAGUUCUUUUUAUGCUGCCGGCAUGUAUGAAGCAAUUCCCGAUGUCUACAGAGUUCUAUUGCCAAUUGCAGAAGCUGCUCACGAUUACAAGAAAUUAGCAAACAUUCAUGGAAAACUACAUGAAGCUUACACACGAGUUGAACAAUUAUCGGGAAAACGUGUAUUUGGCACGUACUUUAGAGUUGGAUUUUAUGGAGCGAGAUUUGGUGAUUUGAACGGUGAAGAAUUUGUUUAUAAAGAACCGACACUGACAAAAUUACCAGAGAUAUUUUCUAGAAUUGAAAAUUUCUAUGCUGAUAGAUUUGGUGUUGAAAAUAUUGUGAUUAUUAAGGAUUCAAAUCCUGUCGAUAUGAAUAAAUUGGAUACUGAUAAAUCCUAUGUGCAAAUUACUUACGUGGAACCAUACUUCGAAAAUCAUGAACUCAGACAUAGAUCUACAGUCUUUCGAAAAAACUUCAAUAUAAAGAGAUUUGUUUACGCUACGCCAUUUACGCCAGGAGGCAAAGCUCAUGGUGAAUUAAGAGAGCAGUGUAAACGUAAGACAAUUCUAACUGUCGCUACACAUUUUCCUUAUCUUAAGACGCGAAUUCGAGUCGUCUCCAGAAAACAAAUUGUACUCAGUCCAAUUGAAGUUGCAAUUGAGGACAUACAAAAAAAGACGGCUGAGGUUGGGGCAGCAACUGCUCAGGAACCUCCGGAUCCAAAGAUGCUGCAAAUGGUUCUUCAAGGUUGUAUUGGAACGACAGUUAAUCAAGGACCAGCGGAGGUUGCUAUUGUUUUCUUAUCGGGAUUACAGGAACAAGAUGCACAACCAUCUCGAUUGCAGCAUAAAUUACGUUUGUGCUUUAAAGAUUUUUCAAAGAAAUGCCUCGAUGCAUUGCGAAGAAAUAAGAAUCUUAUUGGACCUGAUCAACGUGAUUAUCAGCGUGAAUUAGAAAGAAACUAUCAAAGACUAAUUGAGAGAUUAACACCACUUAUAGCUUGGAGGUAAAUUUUGUUGCUUAUUUGAUAAUCUGAAUUUCUUUUAUGUGAGAAAAAUUAUAAUAUUGUCAUUGCUGUUUCUUAUUUAUGAUUAUUUGAAUAAUAUUAUGUUUCAUUCAUAUGAGAAGAGAACAUGUUCUCAUACUUGUUCAUAUUUAACGAAAAAGUCGUUCAUUUAGUUUGCUGUUUAUGAUAAACAAAUUUUUUCGGGGGUCAUUCACAAACGCUUUUUUGGACAGAAAAUGUCGAUGAUAUGAAUGUAAUUUUUAAAUUGUUUUAUGAAUAAUUGGUAAAAUUUUAACUGCAAAAAAUUCAAUUGUUUUAUUGUAGAAUAAUUAUUUCAAAAUGCAAGUAAAUAAUUUAAUUAUACUUUGACAUGGGCGAAUUUCCCUUUUUAUGGUUAGGGGAAUUCUCGUCAAAUUUGUUCACAGAAA